UUUUAGACUACACAUAUCAAUCGCAAUCGAAUAUGGCCUCUCGAAAAUCGGAUUCUCAGUUACCUGUACCACGUGCAAGGCGAAUCUCUGCAGAACGGCAUAAUUUCGGCCUUUCAACUUUAACUUCUGGUUUACGACGAAAUGGAGCUACAAAGUCUGCGCCUCCAAAUCGAAAUACUACUGGCUCUUCGCUGCCCAUGUCAACGAAGAUCUUUCCUCAAAUACGUAGUAAAUCACCGUUAAGGAUUUCAAUGCCAAGUAAAUCACAGAAUCAUACCAGUCCAUCUGCUAGCAAGAAGAAACUGCCAUCACCAAGUUUAUCACCUGAUAGUAAUCGUGAUUCAAGCCCACUAAUGCGCUUUCUAAAUUCUGCUUCUCCAAAACUACGUCAUCACAACAAAAAUGAUUCGCAAAAUUCAAACGGUAAAAUUACACGGCAGAAGAGUGAUUCUGAUUUGCUUAUGGAUUGGCAACGUGGGAAUCCGAGUAAAGGUUCUUCGAGAAUUCCAACCCCUGGAAAGGUCAGCGUCAAUGAUCUUGCUAAGGAGUUUGAAUCUUCAAUUGCUUCUCAAUCGAAAAACUCUGUUGCUUCUGGAACACCGAAAAAACUGACACUAGGACGCAGUAUCUCUGCUGGUAAACAGGUUUCCUUCAGUACCAAUUACUCACUAGGAGGAAGCUCCACAUUGAGAACUGGUAGUGGACGAGCGUUGCCGACUCGUGGAAGCCUUACAAGGGAGAGGUCGUCUGAGCUCCUAGGGGAAGAGGGUGAAGAGGUUUUACUUAGUCCACCUCCGAAGAAGAAGAUCAAUGUCUUGGAUAAAUAUGCCCCGAUUGAACCCGUGGAUUACGAAGAAGUAAUAAUCAAGAAGAAGACGGCCAUCACCAAUGACCCACUACGGCUUAUGCUCACGUUCCCUCAUGAUGAUGUAUCCUCAUCAACUCAGCCACGGAAAAAUAGAACAACACGAACGUCUGUUCCUGAAACCGGAAGUGAUGAAGCUCAAAAUCUGUUUGUUAAAGAGUGCAUUAACGCAUAUACGUCAGACUGGAAAAUGAUUGAUAAUAAAUAUGCAGAGUAUUCCGGUGAAUAUAGUGAUCUAAAAAAAUGGAAUGAGCAGAAGGCAUUGACUCAUCCGGAACUAAAAUUUGAAAUUGAUGAAACGGACGAAGAUUCUAAGCUUGAUGAUCAGUUGAUAAACAAUGUACAGAAGCAGGGCUUCAUGUACAAGACACCGUUUGGCAACAAGAAUGAUCAGUUACAAUUCAUGAGGACAUACAAACGCCGUUAUUUCUACCUGAAACAACUUGCUGACAAAUCAUAUUUGCUAUCAUACCACAAAGAUGAAAAGAGCCGUACAGCCAAAGGGACCAUUAGUCUUGCAGAAUUAACAUCAGUUCAAAAGCAAACCAAAACAAGGAAGUUUGGAAUGGAGUUGGUAAUGUCCGAUCGUUCGUCAUACAACGUUGCUGCAGAGAGCGAGUUGGAGAUGGAUGACUGGUAUGCUGCAUUCAAUAAAGUUAUUGAGUUCCAGAAUCAACUGAGCAACAUGGAUAAAGUUAGUAUCGCGUCAAUCGACGACAGGGAAAUACCAGAUGCUGGUGAAGAUAUGUAUUCUGGAUUAAGCGAAAGCAAACAUCCUGAACUAACACGUUACGGACGAGAAAAUGAGCGAACUAAUGCGCAAAAGCGCAAAGAAAAUCGACAAAACCUCUUCCUCACCUACACCAGAAUGCAUCAACGGUCAGACAAGAGUCCAUCAGAGAAGUCUUACAAGCCUUAUGAAGAAAAAUUUGGUGUUCGAUUCGUGGUUGAGCCCAAGGUUCUUCGAUUCCGUCUCUCUGCAUGUAUUGGGGCCAACGGGGAAGUUGACGAAUCUGGAGAUGGAAAGAAAGCAAUCAAUAUGGAGCCGUUUUUUGUGACGCUAGCUCUGUACGAUGCAAAACACAGCAAGAAAUUGUCAGAAGACUUUCACGUGUAUCUAAAUGACGAAAUUAUCCGGCAACAGCUGAGACUAGAUUCGGACAUUCCAAAUGGAUCAAGUUCAUCGUCGUCUUCAUCGUCAUGGACACCAGAUCUUGGAAACCUUAACGAGAAUUGGUUGAAGUACCCAACAAGGGGUCUAUUCUCAGUGAUGCAGCCACAUUCUGAAGUGUAUCUUGUGGUGAAGGUUGAAAAGGUAUUGCAGGGUAGCAUAGCAGCAUGUGCAGAGCCAUACAUCAAGACUGGGGACAUAGCAAAGACAUGCCAGAAGAUUUAUAAGCAAAGCAAAGUGUGUUGUGCAAGGAUGGGUCAGUACAGAAUGCCUUUUUGUUGGGCAGCUAGGCGUGUAUUCAAGGAGAAUACCAAAGAACUAGCAUUGAGGGCAGAGUUUACACAGUUGUAUCGUCACGAUAGUUCCAAGUUAUCGGAGGUUGAUCUCAUAAAGUAUCUACAAGACAUCAAUCGAAACCCUGAGAAGCUUUCCAAAUUGACUGAAAUUCCAGGAACACUUGUAGUAAAUGUGGAACCACUCACUAGAAUGUUGUCAAAUUGUUUAUCAACGUCGUUAGUGCCCAUAAUGCCUUGGCCUGAACCACCAAAUGGACCACCUUCCUUAGAGGUCCAGGAGAUGCAUCUAUCAGAUGGUUCGUCAGCAUAUCCGUUUGUGUCCUAUACAAACAAUUUAUAUGUAUACCCAUUAUCUCUGAAGUAUGAUAGUCAAAAGCAGUAUGCAAAGGCUCGUAACAUUGCAAUCCAAGUAGAACUGCGGGACAGUGAUGAUGAAGGGGCAGGUCCUCUAAAGUGCAUCUAUGGAAGGCCAGGAGGGCCAGCAUUUGUAUCGUCAAUGACAACGGCAGUAUUACACCACCAGCAAUGUCCAGAUUUCAACAAUGAAAUAAAAAUAGCUCUUCCAGUUCAUUUACAUAAUAGACAUCACUUGCUCUUCCGGUUUUAUCAUGUCAGCUGCGAGGUUGGUAAAAGCACCAUCAAGAAGAGGGAGAUAGUUGAUUCAUUUGUGGGUUACGCAUGGAUACCAAUCCUAAAAGAGGAUCGUGUGAAUGUAGGUAGCGCCCUCGGUGUAUCAGUAUCAUCAACACUUCCUCCAGGUUACCUGAGCAACCAAGUUCUUGGAAUGGGAAAGUUGGCUGGUCCAGAGAUUAAGUGGGUAGAUGGUGGCAAGAACUUACUUAAACUGAAUCUACAGCUGGUGUCAACGAUCUACACGAAGGACCAGCAUGUACACAACUUCUUUAAGCAGUGUCAAGAUUGGGACGGCUCACCCACCAAUAGCCUUGAAUUGAUUAAGUUCAUCAAAGCAAUGCACGCUGUAGAGGAGACAACUUUGAUCAAUUUUCUUCCUGUCAUCCUGAACCAGCUGUUCCAUAUUUUACCGAUAGCUGCCGUGGAGGAGGUUCAAUUGAACAUUGUGCGUCUUGUGAUACAUAUCGUUGCAACUGUCCACGAUAAGGGUAGAGAUGACACGUUACACUCGUAUGUAAUGUAUGUAUUUGAGACACAGAAAGAAACAGAACAACGCAAGACAGUACACGAGGAAUUAAUGAAAUGUGUUGCAUCAUCGCUUCGGCCCAGUAAUGAUCCAAUUGUCAUCAAGCAUCUAAUGAAACAUCUAUGGUUCUUUUUCAAGAUCUUAGUCAAAUGCAUGGCUCAGUAUCUUAUUGCAAAUGACUCAUUGAAGCUAGCCCGACACAAACGCUUCUCCGCCAACUUUGAGACUACGCUACGUAACCUGGUCCAGGUCCUGAUGCCCCACAUCAUUCAGAAGCAUAAGGAACAGCCACAGGAGGCUAAGAAUGCCAACUAUCACUUAGCUGAUUUUAUUAAGCAUUGCUUUACCUACAUGGACCGUGGAUUUGUCUUUAGGAUCAUUAACAGUUACCUGGACAACUUCAACCAUGGUGAUCCAAAGCUCCUAGUUGAGAUGAAAUGGGAAUUUUUGAGAGUAGUUUGUAGCCACGAACAUUUUGUCUCCCUCAAUCUUCCGUUGCAAAAGACCAGUCAGAAGCAAUAUAAAGCCUCAGCACUGUCAAAGAAGAAGAGCAAAGCUAAAGAGAGUAAAACCAAAGCAAAGCCUGUCUCUUCCCCCGCUAGUAGGAUUUCCUUAAUUCCAGUUGCUUACUCAGGACUCAAAAAAUAUGACUCCAAUAUACCCUCGGUACUUGUGACCGAGCCCGUCGAAGAGUCACGCGACCCUAGCGACGAUGAACAUCUGAAAGUGUUACGUGGUCAAUCUAUUGAUUACAGAUAUUCUUUUCCGAACCAACAUCUCUAUUAUGGGGCUACCGUGUCGUUGUGCAGCAGUAAGAACGCCAUCAAAGAUUUGCAGUAUGAUUAUGCCUUGACGGAAGAGUUUUGCCAGAACCAUUUCCUGGUGGGAAUCCUGUUACGUGAAGUCGGCGCUACGCUUCACGAAGGACCUGAUGUCCGACAGAUGGGCAUCAGUGUGGUACGUAACCUGCUUGCCAAACACAGCACAGAUGAUCGCUACUCUACUAAGCAACACAAAGCUAGAAUUAGUGCCCUCUAUCUUCCAUUUGUGUCUAUCAUCCUGGAAAAUGCUCCUCGCCUGAAUAUCCGAGAUGUGCCCAGCACGCCUGUUAUUGGUCAGCACCUGAAUGGAGAUGCCUCCAUGGCGGAGAUCACCACCGGUCUUCCAGACGGUCCACAACAUGAGCGCCAUGGAAGUAUGUCCAGUUCAAAGUCAAGGUCGUUAAACCGUGACUCAACUGUAUUGGAUGCCAUUGCUGGCAGAGAUCAGAGUAAUAUCAUGGCAGCUCCCUCAGGAUCACGGCAUUACUCUUUAUCGAACAUAAACGUGUUGAACGUAUCAUCUGAUUCGCCAGCAUUGAGGCGCAUGAGUUCCUCAGGGCUGAAUAACAACGGUGUAGAGAAGAAGUCUAGGUCUCAAAGUGAAAAAUCUAAAUAUAGGUUAUCGUGGAGUCUUCCAGGAACUCCAAAUUUACCAUCUAAGCUCGACAGGAAUCAUAGUAACUCGAGCAACUCGUUGAGUAGCACCGCUACCAACGGGUCGGUUGCCCCCUUCCCCGACAACCACAAAGAUGACAGCUUGAAGGGGAGCUUGAGGAACAAGUCUGUUGUGAUGUUUGAUCGAUUGGCAGAAACUGAAAUUAAGGAUCUACUCAUCUGCCUCCUUACUAUUGUGAAGGACGUCAACGAAGAGGUUAUGCUUGGUUGGUGGGCACAGGCUUCAGAGGAUGACACUCUUCAGUUCUUUGACCUAAUGAUGACAUGCUUAUUCCAUUUUAGGUACAUUGGAAAGAAGCAGAUUAUAUCAGCAAGGCCAUUCACCAGAAAAUUGCAUAAAAGCUGCUUUGCUGGCCAUUCAUACACAACACUUCGUGAAAAAUCUAGUUGGAAUGAAGAAAAAAGCAAGACGUUACCUGCCGCAAGGCAGCGCCCUCUUGUGACAAGAUCAGUGGCCGCAAUUGACAUGAGCAGUUCAUUGUCACUACCGUUGUCUGACACUGAAGCAAACCAACGUGCAAUUCUCGAAGCAAACAUGUCACAUGAAGUUGGACUCAUCGUACUGGAUAUCCUUGGACAAUACCUCAUGAACUUCAAGAACCAACUUGAUGCCAAUGAUGGUGACAACCCAUUAAUGAUGAAAGUGAAGGAGAUCUUCAUCACAAUCCUGCAGUUUGGCCAAUCAGAAUUGCUCUACAAGUACACAUUUGCAUCCUUGCGGGCAUUAGUAAAUAAGUUCCAAGCAGCUAUGUUCAAGGGAAGCUCAACGCUUGUUGGCGAUUUAUGCGUGGAAGUCCUGAAGUGUUGCAACUCGCGUUUUCCAUCAACACGUAACGAAUCAUGUGCACUGCUCUACCUUCUGAUGAGGAGCAAUUUUGAGUUCACAGGACGCAAAGAAUUUGUCAGAGUUCAUCUACAGGUAAUAAUUGCCGUAUCAAAACUUAUUUCUGAUGCUGACAGCGCAAGAUUCCAAGAGUCGUUGGCGAUUGUUAACAACUAUGCCAACAACGACAAGGGAAUGCAGAAUUCUCACUUUCCAUCACAAGUUCGUGACCUUACCAAAAAGAUUAGGACGGUUCUGAUGGCGACUGCACAAAUGAAAGAGCAUGAGAAUGAUCCUGAGAUGUAUGUGGAUCUGCAAUACAGUUUGGCAAGAUCUUACUCCAGUACGCCAGAGCUGCGCAGAACCUGGCUGGAAAGCAUGGCAGAAACGCACAACAAACAUGGCAACUAUUCUGAGGCUGCUUUCUGUUACAUCCACAUCGCUGCAAUUCUAGCGGAGUAUUUGAAACGUAAAGGGGUGUACCCAAAAGGUUGCUCCGUGUUCAAAACAAUCUCUGCCAACGUGGAGGAGGAUGAAAAGGGUGUCAAAGAUGAUGGUGGUAUGCAGGAUGUACAAUAUACUGAGGAACACUUUGUAGAGCAGUUGGAAAAGAUAGCUGGUGCAUUAGACAAAGCAGAAAGGUUUGAGUUGAUAGGAGAGGUGUAUAAGUUGGCCAUUCCAUAUUAUGAACAGCAGCGGGACUUCACUGGCCUGGCAGCAGCAUAUGGCCACGUGCACCAGGCUUACCAAACAGUCUUGAAGGUGAUGAUGUCACAAAAGAGGUGGCUAGGAAAUUACUAUAGAGUUGCUUUCUUUGGACCAAUGUAUUUUGGUUCUGAUGAUGGUAAACAAUACAUUUACAAAGAGCCUAAAGUCACUGGUCUGGUGGACAUUUCACAACGACUUUUUACACUCUGUGAGAGCAAGUUUGGUGGAGGUAAUGUUGAGUUGAUACGAGACUCUGUUAAGGUUGACCAAUCAAAGCUAAACGAGAAGAUUGCAUACAUUCAGGUAACAUUUGUGAAACCUUACUUUGAUGAAAAAGAUUUGGAGAGCAGGAAGACUGAAUUUGAACGCUCAAACAACAUCAAUCGGUUUGUUUUUGAAACACCGUACACCAAAGCAGGGAAGGCACGUGGGUCAGUGGAACAGCAGUGCAUGCGCAAAACUAUCCUCACAACUUCGCAUACAUUCCCUUAUGUGAAGAAACGCAUCAAAGUGAUGUACGAGCACCAUCAGGAACUAAGCCCGAUCCAAGUAGCUAUCGAUGAAAUGAAUACCAGGGUCAAAGAACUGCAUCAGGUGACCACAUGCAUAUCACCUGACCUCAAGGGACUUCAACUCAAGUUACAGGGUAGCGUCAGUGUGCAGGUAAAUGCUGGUCCAACAGCAUAUGCAGCAGCGUUUUUGGGAAAAAAUCAGGAGAAGCACUGGUCCAGCCAACAUGUAUGGGAACUCAAGCAAGUUUUUAAAAAUUUCAUCGUUGCAUGCUCUGAAUGCCUUGAAAGGAAUAGCCAGUUAAUUAAAUCUGAUCAGUAUGAGUACCACGACAAAAUGAAGGGCAAUUUUGAAGAGAUGGUUGCGGCUCUCUCUGAACUACUCGGUGAAAAUAUUCUUGAUGAGCUUCCAACACUGAAGACAAAAUCUGCCAGCCAAGUAUUCAGUAAUAUAAGUGAUUCCUGGGCAGUAUAGAUUAUUAACUGCUCAUUUGCAUAUUGCACACCUGUCCUACUUCCACAUAGAUCAAACCAUAUAUUGGAGUAAAAUACCAAAUAUCAACAUUUCCAUGUUUGUUGCUGUCAAAAUCGUUAAAUCUCUGAAGAAGUUGAGAUAUAGUUUAUCACAUGUACCUUAGUACAUGACU
This is a messenger RNA of Anneissia japonica, 7674 nucleotides long. RefSeq names its product dedicator of cytokinesis protein 9-like. NCBI's taxonomy places the organism in Eukaryota, Metazoa, Echinodermata, Crinoidea, Comatulida, Comatulidae. Gene Ontology annotation, molecular function: guanyl-nucleotide exchange factor activity. Gene Ontology annotation, biological process: positive regulation of GTPase activity; small GTPase-mediated signal transduction. Bases 33 to 7502 code for a protein of 2489 amino acids. The record is from RefSeq and is a predicted model, not a curated record. The transcript has 53 exons.